Molecule: messenger RNA, 702 nt
Organism: Bursaphelenchus xylophilus (pine wood nematode)
Lineage: Eukaryota; Metazoa; Nematoda; Chromadorea; Rhabditida; Aphelenchoididae
Source: the annotation of a GenBank genome assembly
AUGCAAUACACAGUGUUCCUAGCAAUUUUGGCUCUGGCCAACGCUAUUCCUUCGCUACCUCAACCCGACAACUCGAAACCCGCAUAUCGACCUCUCUCCUUCUACAACAUGCCCUUGAUUCGAGCUCAGGGUGCUGUGAUCGCCAGUGCAGAGGCUGAGAACGAUGACGUCAGUGCGUUUGCCGGGUAUGGUGAGCCAAUUGCCACUGAAGCCGAGAUUCCCAAGACAGCUGACGCUUUCCUAAUCGCGUCCCCUCCACAAGUCCAACUCAACGUUCAACCCAGCGAAUACAAGGCUCCGGCUCAAAUUGGAGUGGCUCCGAAAUUCACUGGUGGCUUCAGAACUCCCCUCAGCGAGAGUGUUCGUCAGUUCGGUGGAGGGAAGGGAGCCAUCACAAAUCCAGCCGCUUUCUUCAUGGAAGGAGCGGAUCUGGAGAAAGUGGCCAAGCCAAAAUGCCAGAUGAUCGGCUGUGACGGACCUGUGGCCAAUGAUGAGGACAUGAAUUUGGUUCUGAAGAAGGAUCUCAACGGCCCCGACUCCCAAUGUCACAAGACUUUCGUUGCUAUGAAUGGCUGUGUUGACGGAAAGGGGUACCCUGUUGGAAUGAUCUGCACUAUCUGCUGUGAUUGUUCGGCUUCGUUAAAGCUGGAGCUGAGCAAAUCGAGGGGAUUCAAGGAGGGUUUCCGAACUGAUUUGAACUAG